This is a messenger RNA of Coregonus clupeaformis (lake whitefish), 1836 nucleotides long. RefSeq lists its product as uncharacterized. The transcript is spliced from 8 exons. NCBI's taxonomy places the organism in Eukaryota, Metazoa, Chordata, Actinopteri, Salmoniformes, Salmonidae. The coding region runs from base 146 to 1459 and encodes 437 amino acids. The record is from RefSeq and is a predicted model, not a curated record.
UUGUAUUAGGACCAUGGAGCUAGCCAGAUAGCUUUAAAUAAUACCGUCAUUACGAAAUUGUCGAUCGCCUUUUGACGUGCCCCGAGGGCAACACUCGUUGGACUUUUAUUACAUUGAAAUUGAUGAGAAAACAAGUGGACACAUAAUGACUGAUAAAAAGUUUCAAAUUGGACCACUGGAGACUAGAACGACGCUUCCUGCCUACCCUUGGUACAAGGAAAAGUUGAUGACCAAAUGUUUGAAAGAUGCAAAGAACAAACAUCAUCUCUCAGGUGCUUUGGAUGGCCGUCGUUGGCGUUUUCUAAAUGUGGGACUUGAUGACUUCAGAGAUGGAUAUCCUACUGCUGGCACAAAGGUUUUCUCUCAGGCCCAGAGGGGCACGUCCCCUUCCAUUUUUGGGAUGCCAAGUCCUACAUCUCUUUCUGAUAAAACACAAUGGAAGCGCUUCUCGAAAGAGCAGGCUUGCUUCUCUAAGAAGAAUCCUCAGCAGCAGGCACACCGGGAGCAUGUGGCUGCAGUGGAGCACAAACUCAAACAGCAUCCUCUGGCUCUGUACCCACAUUUAGAGCAUGGCAUGCCCCCAGAGUUGUUUGAUCAGGUGAUAUGUGUCCUGGAUCCGGAUAUGUGUGUGAGCAGAGCUUCUGCAGUGACUUCACCAGAAAAAGAGGAGCAGGCGGACGACUGCACUGAGCCGUGUGAAACCAUCAUGCAGCAAUCGGAGUCAGAGGAGGAAGUGAGAGAGGGACCACCUGUCAGUGCAAUAAUGACGGACGAUUUCUGUGCAAAGAACCCUUACAAAGGGCUGCAAAGAAAGCAGAGCAGUGCCAAGGAAGACCAGAUAGUAAACUUCAAACGACUGCGCUCCCCAUCUCAAGACGAGGACAUCAAGAAAGUCACAAAGCUUUUCUGUGACUGGGUCACCUCAUUGGGAGGAGAGAAGAACAACCUGACUGAAUCCACCCUACUGGGCCUGUUUGUCAGUGGGUAUGAGAAGAAGCCAUCCCUGACCUUCCCUAUCCAGGUGGUUGAGCCUAAGAACGUGCCAGAGGACCUACGUAACUCUGUGGAGGACCUGCGCAGAGCCCAUACCUGUGAGGACCCCUUAAAGGACUCAGAACCAUACAAGAGCAAACCAAGAACUAAAAGGACCAAAUAUGGAGCAUGGUACCUGGAUACUAAAACAUGGAAGAAAAGAGAUGCUGAUGAACCAUUACGAGAUCCCAAUGUCAUCCCUGAGGACUUUGAGUUUCCAGCACAACCAAGUGAAAUGGAUGAUGAACUGAAACAGAUGCAUGGGACUCAAGCGUUCAAGCAGUUCAUCAUCAGCAAAGGGCUGAGGGUGCCUAGGUUUCUGAGUACUCUCUUUGAAGAAGAGGAGCAAGACAACCGAUCAAGGCCAGAUGCAGCAGGCUCGGCUUCAACACGGAAAGGGAGUGUUCCUUUAGGCAGGUUUCAAUAGGCAAUAUGUAGGGCAGUUACACAAUACUACACUCAAUUUGUCAAAACAAACUAAGAGAUAAAAAUGUUUUAUGCUAAGCUGGUACAAAGGUUCUCCUAAUUUUUCACGAGUUUUCAUGUUUCCAAAUCAUUGACUGACUGUCAAUGCAUGUACAUCAAAGAUCAUCCUCAGUUACCUUGAAUAAUGACAUCUUUCGUGAAUAACAAGAAUAACCUGCUAGCCUGUUGUUUAUCCUCCUGUCAUCAUAUUUGGUGCCAAUCCCCUACGGUCAUAUUUGGUGCCAAUCCCCUACUGUCAUAUUUGGUGCCAAUCCUAUAUAUUUGGUGCCAAUUUUUCCAUGUUGAAAGUAACAUGCCAUGGGCAAAUUGAAUUCAUAA